ACCGCGGAUUUUUUGGUACAUCAUAUCCAUGCAUUUACGAUUCAUGUCACAGUUUUGAUACUCCUGAAAGGUGUUCUAUUUGCUCGUAGCUCCCGUUUGAUACCGGAUAAAGCAAAUCUUGGUUUUCUCGGACCUGGAAGAGGCGUUACAUGCCAAGUAUCGGCUUGGGAUCAUGUCUUCUUAGGACUAUUUUGGAUGUACAAUUCUAGUAUAAAUUGGAAAAUGCAAUCAGACGUUUGGGGCAGUAUAAGUGAUCAAGGAGUAGUAACUCAUAUCACGGGAGGAAACUUCGCGCGGAGUUCUAUUACUAUUAAUGGGUGGCGGAGGGAU
Striga asiatica is the source of this 330-nucleotide messenger RNA. Lineage: Eukaryota; Viridiplantae; Streptophyta; Magnoliopsida; Lamiales; Orobanchaceae. The record is from the annotation of a GenBank genome assembly.